Messenger RNA from Blepharisma stoltei, 1273 nucleotides. Lineage: Eukaryota; Ciliophora; Heterotrichea; Heterotrichida; Blepharismidae. The record is from the annotation of a GenBank genome assembly.
AUGGAUCAGGAAAGGGAACAAUUUAAUAUGAUGAUAGAAGAUAAUAGAGACACAGAAUUAAAAGUAUUUUUUCUAUCAAAAUUAGUACACAGAUAUGCAAAUUUCAAACACAAAUGCCCACCAAGGAGAAAAGCGUUCCAGCUAAGCUUAAAUAUUUUUCACGACACUAAAACUAACGAUUACGUCCAAUUUUCUCCUUCCUCUGCUUCAAUUCUUGCAGAAAGAGAGGACGCUGAAUCUUUUAUUAUGGAGCCUUCAACAGCUACACACUCAUCAGGGCUUACUUCAAUUAGAAGUUUCACUUCUAUUGAAGAGCAAUGGCUAGGUCGGAAUAAAACUUGUAUUUUCUACUUACUCCUUUAUAUGGAGAUUUAAACAAUUUAUAUAAAAUUAUGCUAACCCCUGAAAAUUUUAGAUCAUAACUGACUAUCAAUUUUAAUUUUUAAAUUAAUUUGUGUCUGUUAGUUUUUUUAUGGUUUUAAAAAAUGGCUAAUCAAGCUUAGACUGAUAAGACAAGUGCCCUGGUCAUACUUUUUCUGGCUGGUAUUCUGCGUUCAUAAAUUAUAUAAUUUUUUAGAUUUAAAAACCAAAAUUUAAUAGAGAUUCAUUAUUACAAUAUAUAUGAAAAUAUUUUUUAUAUAAAAAUUUGCUCUCAAACAAAAGAACGUUAAUUUCCUAAAAAUAUUUAAUAGUUUCCUUUCUUAGAAGGGAGAAGAAGUUAGAUACAAAUGAAGAAUAUGAAAUAAUCCGGCAGAAUUUCUUGCAUCUCUAUUUCACACACAAGCCCAACCAUGGGUCAAGAAUUUAUAAAAACAACCCUGAAGUGCAUAUAUCAAACAUAAUUCAGCACUUUUUAGACUGUUUUAUUACCACUCACAACCUAUUAAAUAUUUUAUUGGCCCCACUCAAAGGCAAAGAAUGGGUGGAUUUAAAAAGUUUUGUCCAAUCUCUUGAAGCUAUUCAGCAGACAGUCUUCGAUAAGUCUUCUUUUUUCUAUAAGGAACCAGGCAGUGAUUUUAAAAAGAAUAUGACAAUGCAAAAACUGCUCUGUAAUUUCUAAUUAGUUUUCUUCAAAAUGGUAGAAAUUUACCAUGAAGGAGAAUUGGGAAGAGCUCAGCUGCAAACAGUAAUGAGCAUGGCUUUGAAAAAAAAGAAAAAGGCAUCUGAGCAAUCUCGGCUUGUGGCAUGGACACUGGAAAAAGCAAAGAUUUUAUCUGGAAAAAGAAAAGAAUACGUUACAUUUGAGGAGUUUUAUAAAAUUCUUAAAAAUUAA